UUUCCGGUGUCUCCCUGCGUCCGGCCUCCUAGUUCGGAUGGAGAUGGCAAGUUCCCCGGGCGCCUGGCUCGCCGGCUGCCUCGUGGCAUUCGUCUUCCUCCGCCUGCCCGAGCGUGCGUCAGGGGACGCCGGCCACUCCCCCCUGGCCCCGCUAGGGGGCACAGCCGAGCUGCUCUGCCCGCUCGCCCUGUGGCCGGUCACCGUGCCCACCGCGGUGACGUGGCUGCGGUCCCCGCCCCCGGACGGCUCCCAGGCCGUGCACGUGUUCCGGGACGGGAAGGAGCGGGAGGAAGGCGUGAUGCCGGAGUACAAGGGGCGCACGGCCAUGCGGAGGGACGCCCGAGAGGGGAGCGUCAGCCUGGAGAUCCGCCGGGUCCGGCUGGAGGACCGAGGGCAGUACCGGUGCCGCGUCCAGAUCGGAAACCUGACUCGAGAGGGCACCGUGACCCUGCAGGUGGCAGUUCUAGGCUCCGACCCUUACAUCCACGUGAGGGGCUACGACGCGGGAUGGAUCCAGCUGGUGUGCAGGUCGGCGGGAUGGUUCCCGAAGCCUUGGGCCGAGUGGAGAGACCCGCAGGGCAGGGUGCUUCUAUCCCUGUCCGAGGCCCAUGCCCUGGAGGCCGGGCUCUUCCGGACAGCCGUGUCCAGCAGGGUCAGGGACAGCGCGCUGGGGAAUGUGUCCUGCACCUUCCGCAACGCGGCCCUUGGCCAGGAGAAGACGGCGGCCAUGCUCAUAGCAGCCCCGUCCCCGGGGAAGAUCUCCUCCUCUGCGAUGGCACUUGCUGUGACCCUGCCUUUCCUGGGGCUCCUCAUCAUGGUGGGCAUUUUCCUCAUUUGGAAGGAAAAAAGAUCAAAAGAGAAGCUUCUCUAUGAACAGGUGGUGGAGGUAGAAAAUCUUCUCUCAGACCACGCAAAAGAAAAAGGAAGGCUCCAUAAAGUGCUCAAGCAGCUCCGGAGUGAACUGAAGCUGAAAAGAGCUGCAGCGAACUCAGGCUGGAGGAGGGCCCGGCUGCACUUUGUGGCAGUGACCCUGGACCCGGACACAGCACAUCCCAAACUCAUGCUGUCUGAGGACCGGAGACGUGUGAAACUUGGAGACAGAAGGCAGCCUGUGCCAGACGGCCCCCAGAGAUUUGACUUUGUCGUCAGCGUCCUGGGCGCUGAGUACUUCACAUCGGGCUGUCACUACUGGGAGGUGUACGUGGGAGAUAAGACCAAGUGGGCCCUGGGGGUGUGUAGUGAGUCUGUGAGCAGGAAGGGCAAGGUCACUGCCACACCUGCCAAUGGGCACUGGCUUGUAAGACAGAGUAGUGAGAAGAAGUAUGAAGCUCUCACGUCGCCACAGACCAUCCUGCGCCUGAAAGAGCCCCCGCAGUGUGUGGGGAUUUUCCUAGACUAUGAAGCCGGAGUCAUUUCCUUCUACAAUGUGACCAGCACAUCCCACAUCUUUACUUUUACCCACACUUUCUCUGGCCCCCUUCGCCCUUUCUUUGAGCCUUGCCUUCAUGAUGGAGGGAAAAAUACAGCGCCUCUAAUCAUCUGCUCGGAACUCCAGAAAUCAGAGCCAUCAACUGUCCCCAAGCCAGAAGAAAAAAGCCAGGCUAAUGGAGACGUGGCCAUGAAGGUGGAUCCUUCCUUACUCCCCCCACAGGCACCGGAGCUUUUCCCACUCAGGGAUAUGAUCCUGCCCUGGCCCUCUGACAUUGGCCCUGCCCUUCAGGGGCUCAAGGUUCCUUCUUUUUAGGGCUGUGCCUCAGUACCUGCUU
Hyaena hyaena (striped hyena) is the source of this 1766-nucleotide messenger RNA. It is a transcript of the gene ERMAP, whose product is annotated as erythroblast membrane associated protein (Scianna blood group). Gene Ontology annotation, molecular function: signaling receptor binding. Gene Ontology annotation, cellular component: external side of plasma membrane. The record is from RefSeq and is a predicted model, not a curated record. Gene Ontology annotation, biological process: regulation of cytokine production; T cell receptor signaling pathway. Bases 38 to 1744 code for a protein of 568 amino acids. The transcript has 11 exons. NCBI's taxonomy places the organism in Eukaryota, Metazoa, Chordata, Mammalia, Carnivora, Hyaenidae.